Molecule: messenger RNA, 609 nt
Organism: Erigeron canadensis
Lineage: Eukaryota; Viridiplantae; Streptophyta; Magnoliopsida; Asterales; Asteraceae
Product: mavicyanin-like
Exons: 2
Coding region: 1-549 (182 amino acids)
Cellular component (GO): plasma membrane
Molecular function (GO): electron transfer activity
Source: RefSeq, a predicted model, not a curated record
AUGGGGAAACAACUUGCAUUUGUGGUUUUUUGUCUAAUAAUAGUCUUUGGAUUUGUAAUAACAUCCAAUGCUAACACAUAUAUAGUCGGGGACAACUCUGGUUGGGACAUUAGUACGAAUCUCGACACUUGGGAGCAAGGGAAGAAAUUCAUCGUUGGUGACGUUUUGGUGUUUCAGUACGCGUCCACAGACAGUGUGUGUGAGGUGGGGCAAGAGAGUUAUCGAACAUGUAAUACAACGAAAGUUAUUAAUUGUUUUAGUGAUGGGAACACGUCUAUUCCUCUUACGACUCCUGGAGAAAGGUAUUUCUUUUGUGGUAAUAGGUUGUAUUGCUAUUCCGGGAUGAAACUUGAUGUGAUCGUGGAAAGAAAUCAAUCGGCAGUGGCGCAAGCACCUCUUAGUGAUGUACCCAAGUCGGAUAGUGGUGGCUCCAAGAAGAAUACUCCUUCGACCGUGGUAGAGAGUGGUGGUGUAUUUGUUCGUGUUGGAUUGGAUUCCGUUUUGAUGGGAGCUUUGGGGAUUUUGGGUGUUUUGGUCUCGAUUUUUUAAUGCACAAAUCUUGUAACUAUGUUUUAAUAUUUGACAAUUCAAUGAAUUUAAUUAUUGUGA